Molecule: messenger RNA, 822 nt
Organism: Opisthocomus hoazin
Lineage: Eukaryota; Metazoa; Chordata; Aves; Opisthocomiformes; Opisthocomidae
Source: RefSeq, a predicted model, not a curated record
AUGGGUAGCUCUCAGCAAGCUGGAUGGUCCAAGAAACCCAUAUCACCCAAAACCGCAAGAGCUACUUUGAAAGUUGUCAGGAAUACCAUGUACACCAUUGUUCUGCUCAGCUUCAGUGCGGUCACAGGAGCUACAGGGAACAACAGAGUGUCAGCGACAGGAGAUAGCAGCUCUGAGCUCAACUGCUCUCGUAAAUCAAAUAUAACUAUGGUAACAUGGAAAAUCAGCCCCAAGGUUGGAGGCCCCUGCACCAUGGGAUACAGGGCUGAUCAGAACAAGACAGACAGAACAAACUGCAGUGACAGCAUGAACUGGAAAUUCAGACCAGACGGGGAUCCUACCCUUGAGAUACGGCACGUGGGAAUAGCCCAUGAGGGAAACUAUACCUGCGAACUAGUAACAACAGAAGGGAAUUUCCACAAGACGUACUACCUGACCGUGCUAGUGCCCCCCAGGCUGGCCCUGUACUGUGACAACCACGGGGACCCCGUGUGCGAGGCGGCAGCAGGGAAGCCGGCUGCUCAGGUCGCGUGGGUCCUAGACAGCAACUCCACCCCCAGGGAAGAAGGCCAUGACAACGGGACAGUGACUGUUCUCAGCAAGUUGACAGCACGCAGCACCAACAUGACUAAUGCAACCUGCAUUGUGUCCCACCCAGCAGGGAACCAGAGCAAGACCAUAGCUUGCCAUCCCUCAAAGAACAGUACAUGGUUUCUUCACUGUUUCAUCAGCCUUGCUGGUCUCCUGGGCCUCCUUUUGCUGCUUGCUGCUCUUCAUCGCUACACCUUCUGUGACAGCAGGCUCUCAGCACAGGAAGCCUAG